Messenger RNA from Python bivittatus (Burmese python), 696 nucleotides. It is a transcript of the gene RPL17, whose product is annotated as ribosomal protein L17. Gene Ontology annotation, molecular function: structural constituent of ribosome. Gene Ontology annotation, biological process: cytoplasmic translation. Gene Ontology annotation, cellular component: cytosolic large ribosomal subunit; ribosome. The record is from RefSeq and is a predicted model, not a curated record. NCBI's taxonomy places the organism in Eukaryota, Metazoa, Chordata, Lepidosauria, Squamata, Pythonidae.
CCGCUCGGGAGGCUCGGAAGUGACGCAACGCCUCCCAGAAUCCUCUGCGCUUCCUUUUUCCCGGCGGUAGUGGCCGUCGUAAGGUGAGCUCUGAAAAUGGUCCGCUACUCGCUCGAUCCAGAGAAUCCCACAAAAUCAUGCAAGUCAAGGGGUUCCAAUCUUCGUGUCCAUUUCAAGAACACACGUGAGACUGCCCAAGCUAUCAAGGGUAUGCACAUCCGGAAAGCCACCAAAUACUUAAAGGAUGUAACUCUGAAGAAGCAGUGUGUUCCAUUCCGGCGUUACAAUGGUGGAGUUGGCAGAUGUGCACAGGCCAAGCAGUGGGGAUGGACGCAGGGCCGUUGGCCAAAGAAGAGUGCCGAGUUCCUCCUGCACAUGCUCAAAAAUGCUGAGAGCAAUGCUGAGCUGAAGGGUCUGGAUGUCGAUUCGCUGGUAAUUGAGCACAUCCAGGUUAACAAAGCCCCCAAAAUGCGCAGGCGCACUUACCGAGCUCAUGGACGGAUCAAUCCAUAUAUGAGUUCUCCCUGCCACAUUGAGAUGAUCCUCACAGAAAAGGAGCAGAUUGUCCCUAAACCAGAAGAAGAAGUUGCUCAGAAGAAGAAGAUAUCCCAAAAGAAAUUGAAGAAGCAGAAACUAAUGGCUCGGGAAUAAAUAUUGAUGUAAUUCACAAAUAAAACUACAGCUUGAUUUAACACA